AUGCCUCCCAAAAAACACGCCCGCUCUCCCAGCGCCGAUGCAAUCUACGAUGCGCCCGCCGGCAAAAUCGGCAAACACAACACCCCCAACGACCCCCUCCGCCAUCCCACCAUCCAGGUCGCGAAACGCAUCGACGCCGACACGCCGUUCAAUCAACUAACCACCCUCCUCAAGAAGUCUUCCUCCGACGACAAACCGCGCAAUGUCCUGCACUGGUUCCGCUCGAAAGAUCUCCGACAUCAAGAUAACCGCGCCCUUGCUGCUGCGGCGGAGAAAGUCAAAGAAGGGAAUGGGAACUUGAUUACGUGUUACUUACACUCGCCGAAGGAUAUGGAGUGGCAUGGCACAUCACCCGCACGGGUGGAUUUGAUUCUCGAAACGUUGAAACUUCUGCAAAAGGAAUUGGAGGACAAAAACGUUCCCCUAGCCAUCCUAGUCGCCGAGGAGAGGAAAGAUAAAACAAGCCGAGUCCUGGAGUUUGUCAAAAAGUGGGAUAUAUCCCACGUCUACGCCAACAUGGAAUACGAAGUCGAUGAGUUGCGGAGAGAUAUAGAUUUCAUUAAGAAGAAGGGCGAUGGGGUGGGAUUCGAAGUCCUGCAUGACCAGACGGUUGUGGAGCCGUUGGCACUAUGUACGGGAGCGGGUACGCCGCAUAAAGUGUUUACGCCGUAUCAUCGGGCGUGGUUGGGGGAGGUCGGGGAGGAUCCGGGGUUGUUGGAUACGGUGGCGAGUCCGGAGGGGAAUGAGAAGACGGCGAGGGAGGAGUUCAAGGAGUUGUUUGGGGGGAAGAUUCCCAAGGCGCCGGAGAAUAAGCAAUUCGCAGACGACAAGGAGAGGGAGAGGGUGAGGAAAUUAUGGCCGGCUGGACACGACGCAGGCAUGAAGAAAUUAUCCCUCUUCCUCGACCAGAAAGUCGACACCUACGCCGGCGACCGCUCCACACCCGCUCUUGACCCUUCGUCCCGGCUGAGCCCCUACUUCGCCUCGGGCCUCAUUUCCAUCCGCGAAGUCAUGAAAGCCUGCCUCAAGCACAAAACCGCCGGUGGCAAGAAAGUCCCCUCCCUCCCUCAAGGACCCGCAGCCUGGGUGCGCGAACUCGUCUUCCGCGAGUUCUACCGCCACACCACCUGCGCCACGCCACACACCUCGAUGAAUCUCCCAGUGAACUUGAAAUUCGACAACGUAGAAUGGGAAUCCGACGAAGAAGGCUGGAAAAAAUGGUGUGAAGGCACCACCGGCGUUCCCUUCGUCGACGCAGGAAUGCGCCAGCUCCGAGCGGAGAAGUGGAUGCACAAUCGCGCGAGGAUGAAUACCUCCUCCUACCUCUCCGCGAAUCUGCUCAUCGACUACCGCCGUGGAGAACGAUAUUUCGCGGAGCAUUUGGUGGACUGGGAUCUGAGUAAUAAUACCAAUGGCUGGCAGCCGAGUUAUACGGUUUUCAAUCCCGUGUCGCAGGCGGAGAAGUGUGAUCCUGAGGGGGAGUAUAUAAGGAGGUGGGUGCCGGAGUUGAAGCAUGUCAAGGGGAAAGCGGUGUUCGCGCCAAGUGAGAGGUUGGGGAAGGGGGAGUUUGAGAAGUUGGGGUAUCCGAGGCCGCAUGUGGAGUAUGGGGAGAGUAAGGCGAGGGCGGUGGAGAGGUAUAAGAAGGGGAUUGCGGAGGCGAGAGUGUAG
Molecule: messenger RNA, 1668 nt
Organism: Zymoseptoria tritici IPO323
Lineage: Eukaryota; Fungi; Ascomycota; Dothideomycetes; Mycosphaerellales; Mycosphaerellaceae
Exons: 1
Coding region: 1-1668 (555 amino acids)
Biological process (GO): entrainment of circadian clock by photoperiod; circadian regulation of gene expression
Cellular component (GO): nucleus; cytoplasm
Molecular function (GO): FAD binding; DNA binding
Source: RefSeq, a predicted model, not a curated record